This is a messenger RNA of Salvia miltiorrhiza (redroot sage), 1189 nucleotides long. RefSeq names its product pentatricopeptide repeat-containing protein At2g15690, mitochondrial-like. The record is from RefSeq and is a predicted model, not a curated record. Gene Ontology annotation, biological process: RNA modification. Gene Ontology annotation, molecular function: RNA binding; protein binding; zinc ion binding. NCBI's taxonomy places the organism in Eukaryota, Viridiplantae, Streptophyta, Magnoliopsida, Lamiales, Lamiaceae. The transcript has a single exon. The coding region runs from base 1 to 1125 and encodes 374 amino acids.
AUGGCACAAGCUAUAGCUUCCAUGAGUUUCUUCUGCACACGUCCAAUUCUCAAAGGCUUCAUCACUCCUCUGCAAAAGAAAAACUGCCCUCUGAAAUUCGGGGCCUCCAACUCGAACUUGAACUCGAAUACAAUUCAGUUCGCCAUCGAAGCACUAGAAGAGAUGGCCAAGAAUCAUAUUCUUGCAGACUCAAACCAUGUAUUGGAACUAAUGCAGUUGGCAGUCGACACGCAAUCCAUGGAGGGUGGAGAUCGAAUCUACGAAUACAUCAUCAGAUUCUCCUCCGGCUACAAUGUUACAAUUUUCAACCAAUUGAUCCACAUGUAUCUCAAGCUGGGAGAUUACAGAAGAGGCGGCCGUAUCUUCGAGCAGAUGCUUUGCAGGAACAUUGAUUCCUGGAAUAUGAUGAUAACAGCGUUGGUGGAAAAUGGAGAAGCAGAAGCAGCAAUUCAAGUUUUCACCAGAUUAUCCAAAGAAGACGAUAAACUUAAGCCCGACAAGACUACAUUUGCCGCUGUUCUGAAAGCAUGCGAAUGUGUAGGAGAUGUGGAGAGAGGGAGGGCAUAUUUUGCAUCAAUGAGCAAAGAUUAUGGCAUCACUCCCUCCUCGGAUCACUGCAUGAGCUACGCAAAUCUUGUAAGGAAAUCCAACGAGAAUGCAGCAGAUGACGACGCCAGAGAGAUCCUCUCUAGAAUACCUGCAGCACAAGUUACACAGCAGCAGAAGGUAAUAGGCAACAAGAGGAUACAGCAGAGCCUUGUUUCUAGGAGAAAUCAAGCACCCGCAGACAGAAGCAUGGCUUAUGACAAGCUUGUCUCGUUGAGCAAGAAGGCGAAGGAAGCUGGUUACAUACCUGAUACAAGGUAUGUCCUCCAUGACCUGGAUCGUGAGGCGAAAGAGAGAGCCCUCCUUUAUCACAGUGAAAGAUUAGCCAUUGCGUACGGGCUUAUCAGCACGCCACCGGGGACUACGUUGAGAGUCAUCAAGAACCUCAGGAUUUGUGGAGACUGCCACAAUUUCAUCAAGAUCCUGUCCACUUUUGAGAAAAGAGAAUUUAUUGUAAGAGAUAAUAAGAGAUUUCAUCAUUUCAAGGAUGGAGAAUGCUCCUGUAGAGACUUCUGGUAGACAAAUUACACCAUUUGGUUAUAUUAGCAAAUAGUAUCAAUUUAUUAGUUACAUGGCCAACAAA